Symbiodinium natans is the source of this 1281-nucleotide messenger RNA. NCBI's taxonomy places the organism in Eukaryota, Dinophyceae, Suessiales, Symbiodiniaceae. The record is from the annotation of a GenBank genome assembly.
AUGGCAGCUUCGCACAGCUGGAGUAGCAGACCGAAUGCUCUGGCUCUGCAUGGCCGGCCUCCCAUCCCACAGCAACCAUUGCCGACAACUUUCUACCUUCCUGGCCAACGAGCAGCGUAUCCAGUUCAACGGCCACAUGUGCAUAUAGGUCCAGCUGUUCCGGGAGAUGCGUUGAGCACACAGGUGGGAGCGGAAGUAGAGAGCAAGUUCGGCUUCAUUUUCCGGAAGUUGGGCUUGAUGGUGCAGGCAAACAAAACGAUGCUGCGUAUAAAUGGACGUUGGAAUUUUGCUCCAGAAUAUGAGGUCUUUUUUGAACAAAGACGUGUCAUCGCAGCAGCACUCAGGGAAUAUCCAGAAGCACCUGAAGAUCUGCUCAGACAGCAUGCCGAAAACAUCGACAAUGCACUUGGGGCUGGUCAGUUCACGGACAGCCUCCUUGUGGUGGCACGUGGCGCCCGAAGCAUGAGCCAAGAUGCAGCACGAGCUGUCCAAACCUGCUGGCCGCCAGUGCCUUCAGGAAGUGUGCUCCUUGAGAUUGACUUUGUUAUCGGCCCUACUCAGCAGGUAGACGAAGAUGCUGCUGAUUUGAAUAUUCCCGUUCCUGUCAUGACACUGACUGGUCAGCAAAUCCCUGAGGGACAAAAGUGGUCAACCAUCGCCAGCAACUGCCAGAACGGAGCCUUUGUGGAAGUCACAUCCCAAAGCUGGGAGAAACAUGGUAAGUUGCGAAGCCACAGCUUGCAGUGGUUGCAUGAAGCCCGCCAACAAUUCUUUCCUCAGGGACACACCAUGUAUUUCUACGAUGGUUCAAUGCAGCAUUUUGGUGCAGUAGGCGGCCUUCACUGCUAUUGGUUCCAAAAGAGCUGCCUGCUUCAAGUCAAAGAGUUGCUCUUGGAGGAGCAGUUGCGCAAGGUGAAUGCUGAAAAGAGCGCUUUGAUGGCUCACAGCUCUGCAGGCACGACCUCCACGUCAUCCGUCGUCUGGGUGCGGCAGCUGAUCCGCCAGGAUCAGACGGUCACGGAAAAGCUGAGGCCCAAGGAGGAUGGCAAGGAGUUUGAGUCAGUCAAUGCGUUCCAAGUGAAAGGAGCCUUGGCCAACGUGGAUGACCUGAAGGAAGCAAUUGAAAAGAAGGAGAAGCUCACCAUCGCAGCAUCCAAUAUUGAUGUAUACAGUCUGAAGGACAAGGCCUGGGUGAAGGAAGAAAAGAUGUCAGCAAGUCUGCGCGACACAACUGAGGCUGAUUGCUAUGGGUUCGUGCUGCCACCAGCGGACAAUGUAUAA